Messenger RNA from Anopheles marshallii, 1785 nucleotides. RefSeq names its product guanine nucleotide-binding protein-like 1 (gene Ns4). The coding region runs from base 1 to 1785 and encodes 594 amino acids. Gene Ontology annotation, molecular function: GTP binding; GTPase activity. Lineage: Eukaryota; Metazoa; Arthropoda; Insecta; Diptera; Culicidae. The record is from RefSeq and is a predicted model, not a curated record. The transcript is spliced from 4 exons.
AUGCCCCGCAAGGCGCAAGGCGGAUAUGCGACCAGGCGCAAGGUUCCGUAUAGUGGAAAACAGAAGAAACAACAAUUGCUAGCGAAAAAACAAGCCAAAAGCAGCACAUCGCACAAUUUAAUCAGAAAUCUUAACGAUGAAGAAUCGAGCGAUAUCAGCGAGGACAGUGAUAUGGCGAGAACGUUUGGUCAAAAUAUCGAAAAGAUCAAUAUGCAACCGAUGAAGGAUCCACGCAGCAAAACAAACCGGUACGUGCUGCAGUUUCAUCGGGAAACUCCCAAGGAGUUGCGCGAACUGAAGGAAGAAGCCCGGAAGGGGUUAGUUUAUCGCAGCGAGCAGGAAAUGGAGUUGGGCGAUAAUUAUUUCCAGCAGUAUGACUUUCCCACACGGCCCAAAUGGUGCUACGAGAUGUCCAAGGAACAGCUGGAUGGCAAUGAACAUCGCUACUUCUUUAAAUACGUUACAAAGUUGGAGAAAGAUCAUUACGAUGAUAUGAAGUCCUUAAGCUUCUGUGAGUUGAAUCUUGAAACGUGGCGACAGCUGUGGCGCGUACUGGAGUUGUCGGACAUAGUUUUAAUCAUUGUGGAUGCUCGUUUCCCUACACUAAUGUUUCCUCCUUCGCUGUACAAGUACGUCACGGAGGAGCUUGGCAAAGGUAUGAUAUUAAUCAUCAACAAGAUUGACCUGGUGGAAGCCGAAGCAGUGCUCGCCUGGAAGCAAUACUUCGAACAAAAGUAUCCUCACAUCAAAGUGGUGCUGUUCACGUCCUAUCCUUCGUACAAUCUUCGCGGUAAGCAGGAAAACAAGCAUGGGCUAAAAAUCCGUCGCCGUCGUGGGCGUAUGCGAAUGGCGGCGGAAGGAGCACAACAGAUCUACGACGUUUGCCGCAAAUACGUUGGAGAUGAGGUAGAUUUGGGUUCUUGGGAGCAAAAGAUUCUUGAGGAACGUAACGCUCCCAUGGACGUGGACGUGGACGAAGAUGAGAAGCUAGUUUCGGAGCGAACGCACGAGGAGGAGAAGGAUUUCACAUUUGAAGAGCAUGUAAAAUUUAAUAACGGUGUGCUGACGAUCGGAUGCGUCGGUUUUCCGAACGUUGGUAAAUCAUCUCUGCUGAAUGCCGUCAUGGGUCGGAAGGUGGUAAGCGUAAGUCGUACGCCGGGCCACACGAAACACUUUCAAACGAUAUUUCUAACCAACACCGUACGUCUGUGCGAUUGUCCGGGUUUGGUGUUUCCUUCCUCGACCCCGCGUCGUUUGCAAGUCCUAAUGGGAAGUUACCCGAUCGCUCAACUGCGUGAACCGUACGGUUCGAUACGGUUUCUUUCCGAACGGCUCGAUUUGGUACAGCUUCUCUCGCUGAAGCAUCCGGAAAGCGAUAAUGACGAUUGGUCACCGAUCGAUAUUUGUGACGCAUGGGCAAUCAAACGCGGAUUCCUAACGGCGAAAGCGGCCCGACCCGACACGUACCGAGCGGCAAACAGUAUUCUCCGGAUGGCACUGGAAGGCAGAAUCACGCUUUCCCUUAAACCUAUCGGCUUUCACCAGGAGAAAGAGAAACUGUCCACCGAUCCGGGCCUGUUGAGGGUGAAAGAAAUUCAAGCAAUCGUCGAGAAUGAUGGCCACGAUGAUGAGGACGAUUGUUUUUCGGACACGGAUACGGAAGAUGUGGCCGGUGUGAGCAAUGAUGGUGAUAAUGAGGAGGAUGAAGACCCCAACAGCACACUUUCACCACCGGGAAGCUCACGGUCAGUGAAUCCGUUCGAACUACUCGGCAGUCCGGAGUAA